This is a messenger RNA of Vicia faba (fava bean), 1014 nucleotides long. The record is from the annotation of a GenBank genome assembly. NCBI's taxonomy places the organism in Eukaryota, Viridiplantae, Streptophyta, Magnoliopsida, Fabales, Fabaceae.
AUGGAAAGAAUGUUCCCAUCAAAGAAGCCCUCAACUAUGAUGAAUUCUCUUGAUAGACCCAUGUGUGUUCAAGGUGAUUCUGGCCUUGUCCUCACCACUGAUCCAAAACCACGGCUUCGUUGGACUGUCGAACUCCAUGAACGCUUCAUCGAUGCUGUUGCUCAGCUUGGAGGACCAGAUAAAGCCACUCCUAAAACAAUCAUGAGGGUUAUGGGUGUGAAGGGUCUUACCCUUUACCACCUCAAGAGCCAUCUUCAGAAAUUUAGGCUUGGAAAGCAACCCCACAAGGAAUUCAAUGAACAAUCGAUUAAGGAUGGUAUGAGAGUUUCAGCUUUUGAACUGCAACGAAAUACUGGCACCUCGUCUUCUAUGACUGGCCGCAACAUGAAUGAGAUGCAAAUGGAGGUGCACAGAAGAUUGCAUGAACAAUUAGAGGUUCAAAAACACCUUCAAUUGAGGAUUGAAGCUCAAGGAAAAUACAUGCAAAGUAUAUUAGAGAAAGCUUAUCACACACUUGCAGGAGAAAACAUGGCCGCUGCAGCUACAAAUUUCAAGAGUAUAAAUGGAACUCAAAGCAUCCCUGACAUGAAAGAUUUUGUUUCUCCUCUUAAUAACUUUCCUCAUUUGCAAGACCUUAACAUUUGUGGUAGUGAUGAGGAACAACUUGAGAGACCAACCCUUGAAGGAUUUAUGCCAACUAAUGAUAGUGAAAACAUGUUUGUGGGGAAGAAAAGGACUAACCCUUUUGAUGAAAAUGGAAAGAGUCCAUUAAUUUGGAAUAAUAAUGAUCUUAGGCUUCAUGAUUUUGGAACAACUUCAUCAUGCAUUAGUCCUCAAGAUGUUCCUAAUUUCAAAAGUGACUCAUUGGAUGGAAGUGAUGAAAGUGAUCCUAUUGGUGAAGCUUAUGACACAAAGGUGAGUGAGAAGAAGUUUGGUGCAUCUAUGAAGCUUGGAAUAACAACACCUAUGAUCAAUGCUGUGGCAACUGGUAGAAGCUUAUCCCCAUUUGGUUGA